Molecule: messenger RNA, 1507 nt
Organism: Aedes albopictus (Asian tiger mosquito)
Lineage: Eukaryota; Metazoa; Arthropoda; Insecta; Diptera; Culicidae
Exons: 2
Coding region: 223-882 (219 amino acids)
Source: RefSeq, a predicted model, not a curated record
UAUUAUCGUGACGUAGAGCCUAAAAGGUUUCCAGAACGCCGCAGCUACGGAGACGACAAUCCACAUGCUAAUGUCAUAUGCAACUAUUGCAAAAAGCGAGGACACGUGAAACGAAAUUGCUUUAAGCUCAAGAAUAGAAAAACUGUGAAUUUUGUAGGAGAACAACAAAUAGAGAGCUAUGAUUUCAAGAGAUUGAGUGUUAGGGAUUCGGAAGAUGAAGAAAUGGAAUACCCGUGUAUGAUGAUAUCGGCUAAACAAAGAUUCAGCGAACCUUGUCUAGUUAGCGCUUUUGUAGAAAAAGUCCACCUAAAGAUGGAAAUCGAUUGUGGUGCGGCAGUAUCGGUGAUCAGUUUAACGACAUACAAAAAGCAUUUUGUUCAUAUCAGGGCACAUAAUUGCAGCAGUCGUUUAGUCGUCGUGAACGGGCAACAACUGAGUAUAUAUGGAAAAAUUGAAGUUGAUGUAACUGCAAAUAGCAUUCAACACCGUGUCUCCCUAAUUAUUUUAGACGGUCAAAUCAAUUUUGUUCCUCUGUUAGGUAGAAACUGGUUAGACAUUUUCUAUCCUAACUGGAGAGACAAUUUUGGAAGUAACCUCAAGGUCAACAAUUUGAAUGAGAACCAGCAGAUACCAGCAUUGGGGUAUGAAGCGGAUCUCGUACUUAAAGAGGAAAGACCGGUAUUUCGGAAGGCGUAUGAGGUGCCCUUCAAACUGAAGGACAAGGUCAUUGAACAUUUGGAUUCAUUGGAGAAGCAGAACGUUAUAACUCCGAUUAAGGAAUACAUGCAAAGCUCAUCGGAAUCAAUUACGGAUAAUUCCACCUCGACCAACAAGUACUACGAUACGCAUACCUAUCCAGAGAGACAAACGACGCCGCAGUGAGAGUGACUCAGAAGAAGAAUUUUACGGAUUCCCAGACGAACCAGACAUCCCGGAUGUACCAGUUGUACCACACGAUGCUCAGACGGAAAAUUUGGGUAAACGAGUCAAGUAUACAAGACGCAGUCCUAUCGCUACUCGCAGCUCGACCCGAUCAAAACGUGACCAUGUCUAGACAACGACGAACAGACAGUGUUUUCAGUAGCAGUGCAGUACAUUCAGUAUGUUCACUGAGUCCUGUAAACCGCCCGAAAAAGAAAAAACGUCUUAAAAGUGUCGAAAUGAAAGAUAAAUUUAAAUGAUUUGUUAAAGUUAAGGUUGAUAAGUAAUAAGGUUACAAGUGUUUAUGAAGUUCAAUUGAAUUAUCGAAAUCAAAGCACAAACUAAAAGUUAUUGUUCUUAAAACAUUUCUGAAUUGUUUCAUGUAAAGCAUGAGUUCGAUUAAACAGUUGUCUUAACUAAGAUGUCUGAUUUCUGUUAUGUAUAGUAAAUACUUUAGGGGGAAGAAUUGUACUGUUCGAACAAGUGAUCAGAACCCCGAUCUGUGAGAUACACACACACUGACGUUUUUAUAGCAAAGCCAAAUGUAAUGAGGUGAAACCGAAAUAAAGCUGAGACUGGAGCUCGG